AGGACUAACAGGAGAAAACCUAAAUACAUUAAAAUCUCUCGAACUCUCGCACGACUAACCCCAUGAGAGUUUCAGAACUUCCGGAUCUCGUCACUUUUGCUUUAGCGAUACUGUCGGAUCCUACUAGAACCCGUUCAUUUCAUCUGCCGUAAUGGGAGCUGAAAUGACUGCGAAUUUCGAUAUCAGCAAUUGGUUAUCUUCAUUGGCUUAUGAUCAAUGGGAAGCACUUCCAGUUCCUGGGUCACGCCCAUCGGCUCGUUACAAGCAUGCAGCUGAAGUUGCUGAUGGGAAACUAUAUAUUACUGGAGGAAGUCGCAAUGGACGAUAUCUUUCUGAUAUUCAGGUACUUGAUCUUAGAUCUUUGGUGUGGUCGAAACUGAAAAUACACAUGGAUCAAGUCUCUGAUCAACUGGUUGACAACAGUGUUCGGGAAGCCCUACCUGCCACAUCAGGUCACAGCCUGGUCAAGUGGGGAAGCAGGCUUCUUCUUCUAGGUGGACAUUCAAAAGAGUUAUCCGAAGUCGUAACUGUCCGGUCAAUUGACCCGGAGACCCUCAAUUGUUGCAUCAUGAAGACUUCAGGAAAAGAACCGAUUGCUCGUGGAGGGCAAUCUGUAACACUAGUUGGUUCUACAUUGAUAAUGUUUGGUGGAGAAGACAGUAGCAGGCGUUUACUAAAUGAUAUCCAUAUUCUUGACCUGGAAACUAUGACUUGGGAUGUAGCGGAGACAUCUCAGACACCUCCAUCUCCGAGAUUCGACCACACAGCAGCCAUACAUGCAAAUCGAUACCUUCUAAUUUUUGGUGGCUGUUCUCACUCGGCGUGUUUCAGUGAUCUACACAUAUUGGAUUUACAUACUUUGGAAUGGUCCCAACCACACAUUGAGGGUGAUCUCGUGACUCCUAGGGCAGGUCAUGCUGGUAUCACCAUAAAUGAGGAUUGGUACCUAGUCGGUGGUGGAGAUAAUAGAAGUGGUGUUUCGGAUACCCUCAUGCUAAACAUGUCGAAGCUUGUAUGGUCAGUGGUUACAAGUGUAGAGGAACGGGAUCCACUUGCGAGCGAGGGGCUGACUGUUUGCUCUGAAAUAGUAAAUGGAGAGAAAGUUCUGGUUGCCUUUGGAGGAUACUACGGGAAAUAUAACAAUGAGGUGUAUGUCUUGAGAACCAAACCCAAAGAUUUAUCAAGGCCUAGGAUUUUUCAAUCACCUGCAGCAGCUGCAGCAGCAGCUUCUGUUACUGCUGCAUAUGCUUUGACUAGUAGUGGCGAAAGGAAGAUCGAUAUCAGAAAAAAAGAAGAUGCAAGUUUCCAAGAAACGGAAGUUGAAACGUCGCCGCAAGAUUUCACAGUUGGGUUUAACCUAAUUGCAGCAGAAAAAAUGACGUUAGAGUCUUCACUAACAGAAAUAAGAACACAGAACUAUAAGUUCAAGGAUGAUCUUGCUGAGAUUAACAAUACUUAUGAAGAUUUAUCCAAGGAACUACUCUCCGUUAAAGGUCAACUAGAAGCUGAAACAUCAAGAUGUGUCAAUCUGGAGGCCCAAAUUUCAGAACUGCAAAAUAGGCUGGAGCCAUUGCAUUCGAUAGAGGAUGAGUUGCAAGUGUUAAGGAACCAGAAAUCUGCCUUUGAGCGAGAUAUGGAGUUCACUACCGAGGGGACAAUGCAGAAACAAAAUUCCGGUGGAGUUUGGCAGUGGAUUGCAGGAGCUCCACGCAGCUCAUAAAGUACUAGGAUUCAAAGCUUGAAAUGAGGAGUUGUGCAAUAUUCUAUAGCACCCAGGCCCAGCAAAAUUUUCCUGCUGGCAAAAUUAUAUAUGCUUAAAACUUGACAUCAUUUGGAAAAAAAUACUAGGUCACAGUAUAGAAGAUAAGAAAAUAUGUGUUGAAAUAUAAAACACUGCGAUUCUUCAGCAAGUUUCAGAUGUUGUAGGAAGAAUUAUACGAGUUUUGUUGUGCCAUUUUAUAUACUUGCUUGUUGGAAGUUUACCUGUAGUAAAUUUAUCACAUGUCAAAGCUAUUGAUUUCAUUAUUUUUUUCUUCUCCUGUUCAAACUUGUUGUAUCUCGAUUUGGAUAAAUUAUAAAUUUGCUCCUCUCCUUUUAUA
This is a messenger RNA of Papaver somniferum (opium poppy), 2099 nucleotides long. Its product is annotated as acyl-CoA-binding domain-containing protein 4-like. Gene Ontology annotation, molecular function: protein binding. NCBI's taxonomy places the organism in Eukaryota, Viridiplantae, Streptophyta, Magnoliopsida, Ranunculales, Papaveraceae. The transcript has 14 exons. Bases 152 to 1720 code for a protein of 522 amino acids. The record is from RefSeq and is a predicted model, not a curated record.